GGGGCUGAGGGCGGGGUGAGCGCGAGGCGUCCGACCCGGAACAGCAACCGACCUCCACGUCUCUGAGACGCCCCCGGCAGCAGGGGCAAGGAUGGUCUCCGCCAAGCAGCUAGCGGACUUCGGGUACAAGGCCUUCUCCGGCUCCAUGAUGCUUCUGACCGUCUACGGGGGCUAUCUCUGCAGCGCCAGAGUUUACCGUUACUUCCAGCGCCAAAAAGCCCUGAAGCAGCUUGAACAGAACCAGCUAAACCCAGGGACCAUGGAAGACUGACUGCUGCUCCCUGGCUGACCGCAUGCUGAGAGACAUUUAAUGAGCAACGCGGAGGCUAUGUUGAGAUUACUUCUGCUGCAGUAAUCAGGUAGCAAGUGCAACCCUUCCAGAUCACAGAUGAGGGCUAGUUUAGAUCAUCCGGGGUUUUCCUCCCGCACACUAAGGUGUCUUGUUUCUCUGCACUAGCGAGAGGUUACAAAGUAACUCUGUGUAAGCAUGUUUUGAUCAUGUGAUAAUUAAAUAUUUUACUUAUU
Molecule: messenger RNA, 525 nt
Organism: Emys orbicularis (European pond turtle)
Lineage: Eukaryota; Metazoa; Chordata; Testudines; Emydidae
Product: cytochrome c oxidase assembly protein COX14
Exons: 2
Coding region: 92-271 (59 amino acids)
Biological process (GO): mitochondrial respiratory chain complex IV assembly
Cellular component (GO): mitochondrion
Source: RefSeq, a predicted model, not a curated record